This is a messenger RNA of Anoplopoma fimbria (sablefish), 957 nucleotides long. Its product is annotated as olfactory receptor 52D1-like. Gene Ontology annotation, molecular function: olfactory receptor activity; G protein-coupled receptor activity. Gene Ontology annotation, biological process: G protein-coupled receptor signaling pathway. The record is from RefSeq and is a predicted model, not a curated record. Gene Ontology annotation, cellular component: membrane. NCBI's taxonomy places the organism in Eukaryota, Metazoa, Chordata, Actinopteri, Perciformes, Anoplopomatidae. The transcript has a single exon. Bases 1 to 957 code for a protein of 318 amino acids.
AUGGAGAACUUAACUGGCGAUAUGGAUAUCAUAUUCUUGGAGGGGUUAAAGAUCAGCCCCGUGUCCUCCACUCCCGCCUUCGUCCUCCUCCUCCUCAUCUACAUCUUCAUCAUGGUGUCCAACAUCGGCCUGGUGGUCCUGAUCUCCAUGGAGAGGAGCCUCCACCAGCCCAUGUACCUGCUCUUCUGCAACAUGAGUAUCAACGAUGCGUUUGGAGCGACGACCAUCAUCCCUCGCUUGCUGAGUAACGUUUUUACUCCGAUCACAGAGCGCUACAUUCACUACAUCGACUGUGUCGUUCAGGCCUUUUGUUCUCACUUUCAUGCGGGCACCUCACACACGGUGCUCAUGAUCAUGGCCUUCGACCGCUACGUGGCCAUUUGCAACCCCCUGCGGUACGCCACCAUCAUGACCAACAGGAUGGUGGUGAAGCUGUCGGUGGGGGCGUGGGUGGCGGCUUUCAUCUCUGUCGCGAUCCUCCUGGGUCUCACCAUCCGCCUGACGCGCUGCAGGCGGGUCAUCAUCAACCCGUUCUGCGACAAUGCCUCCUUGUUCAAGCUGUCCUGCCAAAAUCUUCUCAUCAACCACAUCUACGGGCUCGGCAGCGCCGUGGUCAUCCUGGGCUCCUCCCUCGGCAGCGUGGCGCUCACCUACCUGAGGAUCGCCAUGGUUUGUCUGAGCAGCAAGAACAAGGUGCUGAACAGCCGAGCGGUGCAGACCUGCGCCACCCACCUGGCCGUGUACAUCAUCAUGAUGGUUGCGUCCUUCACGCCCAUGAUCAUUCACCGUCGGCCUAAGUGGGCGGACAGUGGGAAAGUGGCGUCCAUCAUGUUCCACGUCGUCCCCCCGGUCCUGAACCCCAUCAUCUACGGGCUGCAGUGUAAAGAGCUCAGGCAGAAGAUUGGCAGGGUGUUUCACAAGAACAAAGUCACGGGAGAGAAAAGUUUCCAUAAAUAA